Coffea eugenioides is the source of this 1471-nucleotide messenger RNA. Its product is annotated as short-chain dehydrogenase TIC 32, chloroplastic-like. Lineage: Eukaryota; Viridiplantae; Streptophyta; Magnoliopsida; Gentianales; Rubiaceae. The record is from RefSeq and is a predicted model, not a curated record. The transcript is spliced from 8 exons. The coding region runs from base 130 to 1080 and encodes 316 amino acids.
CAAUUCAUCACGGUAUGUGAUUAAAGAUUAGGAACCUUUUCAUGGGUACAUAAGGCCUCCAACUCCACCUCGUCUUCUUGUUCUUCUUGGAAUUUCUGCAGCUUCGCUAAUUACUACGAUUGAACAAAGAUGUGGCUUUUCAAAAGAAAAGGGCCAUCUGGGUUCUCAUCCUCUUCCACUGCUGAGGAAGUCACGCAGGGGAUUGAUGGCUCUGGUCUCACUGCCAUUGUCACAGGGGCUUCAAGUGGUAUUGGUGCUGAAACAGCUCGUGUUCUUGCACUGCGUGGUGUCCGUGUUGUAAUGGGGGUCAGAAACAUGGCUGCUGGCCAAGAGGUUAAAGAUGCAAUUGUUAAGGAAACCCCUGAAGCUAAAGUUGAUGUCUCGGAGUUAGACCUCAGUUCACUUGCAUCUGUGAGAAAUUUUGCAAAGGAGUUUAAGUCGUCUGGCCGUCCCUUGAAUAUCCUAAUUAAUAAUGCUGGAGUCAUGGCGACCCCAUUCAAGCUAUCCAAGGACAACAUUGAAUUGCAGUUUGCCACAAAUCACUUAGGUCAUUUUCUUUUGACUAACUUGUUGUUGGACAAAAUGAAGAAAACAUGUCAUCAAACUAAGAGAGAGGGAAGGAUCGUGAUUGUUGCAUCAGAAGCUCACCGCUAUCCCUAUCGUGAAGGUGUGCGUUUUGAUAAAAUCAACGACCAAGAAGGGUACAGCAGCUUCUUUGCUUAUGGUCAAUCAAAGCUUUCUAAUGUGCUGCAUGCUAAUGAGCUUGCCAGACGGUUAAAGCAGGAAGAUGAUGCAGACAUAACUGCCAACUCGCUUCAUCCUGGAGCAAUUACAACCAACCUUUUCCGUCAUGUCGGCAUUUUAGGAGGCCUUGCAAGUACUGUUGGAAAAUAUGUGUUAAAAAACAUUCCACAAGGAGCAUCAACAACAUGCUAUGUAGCAUUGCAUCCGCAAGUCAAAGGAAUAAGUGGCGAAUAUUUUGGCGACAAUAACAUAGCUAAAGCAAGCUCAAUGGCCAUGGACGCGGAUCUGGGAAGGAGACUCUGGGAUUUUAGCGUCAGCUUAACGAAUCCCAAAUGAUUCCUGAGAAGCCAAAUCUUCCAGGAAAAAUAGACCACAAAAAAAAAAAAAACCCUACGUCUUCAUGCGAUAACACAGCCUCUAUUAUGUUCGUGGCUUUCCUACUUAGCAGCAGGCUUGCUCCUCCAUUGAGGAGUCUGGUGGCAUCAUGCAUGUUUUUUCAUCCGUCGUUCGUGGUGAAGCAAGUGGUACUCCGUUCCUCUUGAUCUGUAAUGCUGUUAAGAGUAGAUGAUGUCUAGUUGUCCCUGGCUAUGCUUUAGUGGCAUUACUUGAAUUAGUCCGUGCUCAUUUUGUUUUGGGUUCAGUCUUCCCCGAACGAACGUUGCAAGACUUUUCGCUGUUACUUUUAGUGGUUUCACCUUAUUUUAUCCGUAACAACAUUGAAGAACGA